AUGAAGCUAGAAUAUCUUUUUCUUACAAGAGGUGGUUUGGUGCAGGUUAACUACUUCCCUUCAAGGUAUGACCCGGUUCGCCAUACAGAGAAGUAUCUAACUCCACCUGCAGCCAGCUAUCGAAAACGUGAGAGGUGUAUUAUUGAGAAAGAGAACAACUUCGAGAAGCCUGGAGAUAGAUACUGUUCCUUCACACUAGAGAGGAAAGAACGUUUCAUCGGUCAAUGGAUUGACGCUCUAUCAGACCCACCCUUCCAUCACACAUGA
Molecule: messenger RNA, 267 nt
Organism: Eruca vesicaria subsp. sativa (arugula)
Lineage: Eukaryota; Viridiplantae; Streptophyta; Magnoliopsida; Brassicales; Brassicaceae
Source: the annotation of a GenBank genome assembly